CUCCCCUCCAGUGCCCUCGGUGACACAAGGAGCGCCGAAUGUUCACUUUUGUUCAAAUACGACGCUAACGAUGCAAGGUGCACUGUUCUAUAUCUCGGAUCGUUUUGCCAAACAAGAAUCGCAAUGUAAUUACAAAAUUUAAAAUGAGAGGCUGUUCAACCGGAUGGCAUACAUGUAUCCGGGGGGAGGAAAUUCGUUCGUCUAUCGACGAAUCAACAACUUCUGAAAAAUACCAUUACAGAAAAGGGCUUCUUCCUCCGUCUACGUUACCAGUCAUCAUGGGGGUGUAGAUUUUUGAACGCUGCCUGCUUGGAGGACGGUGAAAUUUAAAGGAGAGUGCACAGGCUCCUACACCCAAUAUAUGGCUUUCAUCAUGAUGAAGAAAAAGAAAUUUAAAUUUAAGGUUGACUUCGAACUGGACGAACUGUCCUCUGUGCCUUUUGUUAACGGCGUCCUCUUCUGUAAAGUCAGGCUGCUUGACGGGGGCUUCUCGGAGGAAUCAUCUCGGGAGGUGGUGCAAGCCAACUGUGUUCGCUGGAGGAAGACCUUCUCAUUCCCAUGUAAGAUGAGUGCCAGUGCCAGUACUGGAGUGUUAGAUCCCUGUGUGUGCAGAGUAUCAGUAAGGAAGGAACUAAAGGGUGGAAAAACAUUUGCAAAGCUUGGUUUUGCUGACCUAAAUCUGGCUGAGUUUGCAGGCUCUGGGAGUACGACACGUAGAUGCUUACUAGAGGGUUACGAUACCAAGAACACCCGUCAAGAUAACUCCAUACUCAAGGUGGUUAUAAGCACACAGCUCAUGUCUGGAGACCCCUGCUUUAAAACGCCUCCGUCUACAGCAACAUACAUCAGCAUACAAGGAGAGACAGAAUUUCUACAUGAAGACAGAAAAGGAGGAGAUACGCAAAAACCAUACCUGAGUAUUUCCGAGAUCCCAGGAAAGUGUGCCUCUGUUCCUGAUGAACUGGGGAUGUGGGGUCACUCCAGAACUUCAAGCUAUGCUAGUCAGCAGUCUAAAGUAUCAGGGUAUAGCACGGGGCACUCGCGCUCCUCCAGUCUCUCGGAGCUCUCGCACAGGAGGAACACCUCGGUGGGCAGCACUUCAACUGGGAUUGCGAGCAUUCCUGAGCCCAGCGACGACCGGGAUCCCAGGACGGGGCACUGUGCUGCAGCCUGUGCAGCCAUGCCAGAGCACCUCACCCCUGUCAAGAGCGCGUCCUCUUCAGAGCGCCUCAGCAGGCAUCCUAUGAAGCAGGAUUCAGUGGAGUCUCAGCUGAAGAGGGUUGAUGCCACAAGAGUAGAUGCCGAUGACAUUGUGGAAAAGAUUCUCCAGAGUCAGGAUUUCACGCACAGCUUAUUGGACUCCAGCACAGAAGAAGAAGGAUUGCGGUUAUUUGUUGGUCCAGGUGGAAGCACUGCACUUGGCACCCAUCAUCUCCCCACCAGGGUUGGAGCUGGGGCGUAUGAGCAGGUGGUGAUUAAGCGCUAGAAGAAGGGGUGUCCUGGCAGAUGAAUGGCAGAUCUAAAACGGAACCAAAAAAGGGGGUGGCAGCAACAGCAUUGUUGUAGCUCACUUCAUUCCAACUGCAAAUUUCUUAAAAACAUGCAACAAGAGAUCGUCAGGGACUGCAUAAAAAGGCAAUGGAAAUGGCGCCCUCUGCUGUUAAUUCCUUGAAGAAGUAGCGUAGGAGAGACAAAUUACAGUACUGUGUAUAGCAAGAAUGUGAUGCAGAAAGCAUAUUACUUGUUUCCAACUACAGUAAUGGUGCUCAGAAAAGCAAAGACUUUGCAAAGAUCACUGAAAUUCCACCAAAUGCCAAGAAAUGUGGUUCAGUUUCAGUAUUUGGCUAACAUGAGGUAUGAAGCACCAGGCUAAAGUCCUAUACUGUAUUAAGCUGGAAGAGACGAUAUCUAUGCUCCGUUAACCCCUCCAUUUCAAAUGAUUUUAUAAAAUAUUUUUUUAUUUUGAUUUAUUUUUUUACUAAUUCAGUUUCCUUUAAUUCCAUUUUUUGUUGGUCCUCCCUGUGCUGCUAAAUCGUUUACUAGGUUAAAAGGCAUUCAGUUUUUUGAAAAGAGACUUCACAACUGACAUUAAAUUCUCUCUGACUGCUAAGCACAGUGUUGUGUUAUUGGUGGUAUUAACUUUUUUUGCUGUUGUAGUAAAAAUACAACUGACUAAAGGGAUUACAAACACCGGCAAUUCCAUUUCAUAAGUAGAAACCUUGUAAGGCUGCUAGACUGACCUUUUAAAGUUAGUAUUUAGAUUCAGUUUUCUGAUUUAAAAAAUAGUACUCCAAGUUCCCUAAUCCCUUAUGAAAAGUCUAGUUUGUGGGGUUUAGUGUCAUGUGCUACUACAUACCCACAUUUUGUGUGAGAAAGAGUCUAAAACCAGUAACCUUCUCUAAAUAAAAUAAUUCAGUGAAUUAGGGGUCCCAAGAACAACUGUUCUUUGUAAUGAAACACUUUUGCAUGAAUUAGAUUCCUAAACUGAUCAUUUAGGCUUUUUUUCAUCACUAUUAUUAAAUAUUUUUGAAAGGUUACUUCUUUAUUGUAGCCUGCAAUAUUUUAUUAUAUAUGUGCUUACUGGGGUGUCUCUCUUGUGUGGCAAAACUAUUUCAGUAAUGUGGUAUUAAUCAAACUUGAAAAAAUAUAAAAAAUCUAAGUUAGGUACUCCAACCUAUCAAUGUUUACUUUUGGAAUGUUUGUUGUACUACUACUGAUUUUUUUUAUGAUUCUUUUAAAUAUUGAGUUUGUUGUAAGAGUAGUGGGAUCAUUUAAACCUACAGUGUAGCACACCAAAGGUUCAAUAGAUGAAUGUCUCUGCACCAAAGAGUGAUUUGCACUACAUUUUUAAAAUUAGCAUGUAUUAAUCAGAAGCCUAUUGAAAUAUUACUAGACAUAUUCUCAAGUGUUCUAGCUUUAAAUUAUUUCAUUUAUCAUUUAUUUUCAACAUGAAGCUAAUGCUUUUGAGACUGAUCUGACCACAAGUUAAUGGAGGUGCUUUCCCAAACUGGUCCAGAGGUAAUUUCUGCAUCUUGGAGAAACGCUGGGUUAAGUUUAGAGACGUCUGAAUUUUUUCAUCAUAACCUGAAAAACCAAACAUAAAAUGAACCCAUGUCAGUGUGAGGCAAGAAAAAAAGAUUUAAAACAUCUUUGAUAUAAUUCAUAGUUUAAGAGCCUGCCCACAUGUUUCACAUGGUUUGUGUACACUGUCUCUCUACCCCCCCCAGACUGACCUAAUACUCAGCCUCUACUGUGCUCCAUAUAGCAGACACAACAUUUCAUGCAAUGUCAAGAUUAAUUUGUGGAAAGGUCCUUACAUAUCAAUGCCAAUUCUUGCAAUCUUCUGUUAGUAAUGCUUUUUUUGCCCACCAAGAACCAUGAUUUACAAAAGUCAUUUUUUAAACCUUUUUAAAAUGCAAUCACUUUUAUGUAUCUUGUAUUGGAAGUUUAUCUUUUGUAAUUCCAGUUUCAACAACUGGCUCUCAAAUGGUCACAAUGCAAUUGAAUAUGAUUAUAUAAUCUAAGUGUCUUGGCACUUUGUUCUAGCUAAAGUAUAAUUUUACCAGCAUCUUACACUGCCUUUUGAGAUGCCCAAGCCAUUAACACUUGGCUUUCAACUGCAAAUAUUAAGAGCACACUGCUCCACAAUUGUGGAGCCUCUUCUCUGAAUGGAGCACAAUGUCCUAACGAUUUUCUUGCCUGAGUGGGACUCUGAAAUACGUAUAUUGAUGAACAGGCAUUAUUAUUUUGAGCUUUAAAACUACAGAAUUGUUCAACAUCCCCUCGUUCAUAAAUGCAGUACAGACAUUUUACAAUUCCAGCAUGUAAUCAUCUUGAAGUAAAGCUGUAUAGAAGGACUUUUUUUUUUUGUACCAUAACCUUGCAUUAAGCUUGCAAAAGGCUGUUACCAGGCCAAUGCUACAAUCCUACAACAGCUUUAAAUCCAGUGGUCUAUGCUCUUCAAUAUAAGUCACUCCACAUAGGUUAUAUUAUUGUAUAACUUCAUUGUUUUUGAAAAAAGUGAAGUGACUUCUGGAACACAAUUUUUCUAACAGGAGAAUGAACUUCACAUUUAAAUGACUAUUAAACUAUUUUGUGUUCCACUUAUAGGUACUAAAUAUAUUGUGAUAAUUCAACAUGAGUGUGUUUUUCUGUGAAUCUUUAAUUUUAUAGAAUUGUAUAAUGUUUGUAACUGUAAAGUGAAGCCAGGUAUAAUGAUCCAGCAAAGCUUAGUAUCCACAAAGUCACAAGUGUCUUUUUAAAGAGAAAUCUAACCUUUGCUUCAUUCCCAAUACAUAUACUUGCACAUGUAAUAUGUAUUGUUAAUUAAAAAAAGCUAUUUACAAGUGA
This is a messenger RNA of Lepisosteus oculatus (spotted gar), 4350 nucleotides long. RefSeq names its product family with sequence similarity 102 member Bb (gene eeig2b). The record is from RefSeq and is a predicted model, not a curated record. NCBI's taxonomy places the organism in Eukaryota, Metazoa, Chordata, Actinopteri, Semionotiformes, Lepisosteidae.